Ostreococcus tauri is the source of this 3240-nucleotide messenger RNA. RefSeq names its product Ribosomal L11 methyltransferase, PrmA. Gene Ontology annotation, molecular function: protein binding; protein-arginine omega-N monomethyltransferase activity. The coding region runs from base 1 to 3240 and encodes 1079 amino acids. The record is from RefSeq and is a predicted model, not a curated record. NCBI's taxonomy places the organism in Eukaryota, Viridiplantae, Chlorophyta, Mamiellophyceae, Mamiellales, Bathycoccaceae. Gene Ontology annotation, biological process: peptidyl-arginine methylation. The transcript has a single exon.
AUGUCGACGGGUGCGAGAGAGCGAAAUCUAGCCGAGGGGUUGGCCGAGAGCGUCGUCGCCGACGCGAACGAGAGCGAGACGGACGCCGACGUGUGGUCCGAUGAUGAACACGAGGAUAUCGUGCGCGCAACGCUCGAACGCGAGAACGAGAGAGGUUCGGAGAAGGUGGAUGAACGAGACACGCGCGUGCGAAUCCUUCUCAUUCGUGAACGCGACGCCGAGUUCGCGCGCGACAAGACGUUCAAGGCACGCUCGAUCACGGAUCUGAACAACGAGGCGGUGCGACAUCUCAAAGCGGGCGAUGAUGUACGCUGCAUCGUUUCGUAUGCCAAGAUUUUCCGGAAGAUUGCCGAGAAUAACGUGACGUCGCCGACGCUUUAUGUAUGCCACUCCAAUCGCGCGUACGCCUACUUGAACUUGGGUCUGUUCGAAGAGGCACUGUGGGACGGUCAUCGAGCGCAGACGCUCGCAAACGAACGCUUCACGCAAAUACAAAGCGAUGAAGGCACCGUAAAUGUCUUCGUCAAGGGAUUCGCCAGAAAGGGCUUCGCUUUGAUGGGCAUGCGCCGACCAAAGCUCGCGAAGAUUGAGUUUGAGAACGGAUUGGCGAUGAGUCCUAAAGACGAGGAAUUGAAGCGCGGUUUGGAGGAGGCGACGCAAGCGAUCAUACAUGAUUUGUACGUCGGGCGUGGGAAGGAGAAGCAGUACGCUCUGCCGAGCUGUGGGAAAACGAGCGAGCGGAUAUCAUCCUUGCCAUAUUCGGCACCGUUGCACCGAGUGCAUCCGCGAGAAAUGUUACCAAACAAGCUUCUCACGCCGUUCCAAGCAGAGAAUGAUCAUCACUUGAAAGACACGUACAAUUACAUGACAAUUCAGGCUGAUAUUCGCGUUCCGAAGCGACAUUUCAGCGUGUUGCAUGACGAGGUUCGAAGAUCUAAGUACUCAGCUGCGAUUCAUCGAGCGAUCGAAAAGAUGCACGGCGACGCCAAGGAUGCACGCGUCUUGAAUAUCGGAUGCGGUGCGGGAUUGAAUACGAUGCUAGCCUUGAAACACGGCGCGCAUCACGUUACCGCCACCGAAAGAUGGUUGUAUCUAGCCAUGGCGACGAAGGAGAAUCUGCUGAAUAACGGUUACAGCGACGAUCAAGUGAAAGUCGUGUACAAGCGUCCGACGGAUGUGGCUCUCUUACGAGAUGUGCCCAUUUCGUGCAACAUAUGCAUAUGCGACGUAUUUGACGAUGGUUUAUUGAGCUCUGGUAUGAUUCCGGCCGUUCGUCACGCGCUGGAUAAGCUUCUCUUGCCCGACGCUAUUAUGAUUCCCUCCAGUGCGACGAUGUAUGCCCAAGCCAUCGACAUGCGCACGCCCUCUUUUGAUGGCAUCACUCUGAGCGCAAUCGAUGCCUAUCGCUGGCACCCGACGUACAUGGCUGGUGUUGAUUUAUGUGAAGACGCCUACGUCGCGCUGAGCGAGCCAGUUCAAGUUUUCCAGUUUGACUUCUUGAUACCGCCGGACUCCAGCGAGCGGCGCACGUUUGAUCUUGCCUUCACAAAGCGUGGGAAAUUCAACGCCGUGCUCUUUUGGUACGACAUGACCUUGAUCGACGAAAUCAACAUAUCAACGCGCCCGGGAGUGACAGGCGCACCGUCUUCCAUGCGCGCGGCCGUGCAGUUCAUGCCUGGAAAGAUUGCCGUCGAGGAUGGCCUGGUACUUCCGCUCACGUGCGCUCACAACACUGUUGGUAUUCAAUUCACCGUGGAAGACGCCGAAUACGACGAAGUUUCGAAGAAAGACGCGAGCUUUCCGAAGUAUCACUUUCACAUGCUUCAAGAUCACGGUCGUUUGCACGCUUACUCGGACGCGAUCGAGCGUCAGGUGGCGAAAAUCAAAGGUCGCGGCGAAUCCGUUCGAGCGCUCGACGUCGGCACUGGUAGCGGCGUACUUGCGAUGCUGACCGCUCGAGCGGGCGCCGAUUCCGUGGUCGCUUGCGACACCCAUCCGUCGCUUGUAAGUAUUGCGCGUAGGAACGUCGCCGCGAAUGGGUUCGGAUCUCAAGUGAGCGUGCUGAAGCAAGACGUCACCUUACUCGAACGCGGCAAACACACGCCGUACGACGGUGUCAAUCUCAUCGUGUUGGAUGCAUUUGAUGCCGGACUCACUGGAGAUCAAGUUUUGUAUAUGCUCGAAUGCGCGCGUCGACAAGUUUGCGGAAGCUCCUGCGCCGUCGUUCCCGCUGCGGCGACGAUUUACUGCGCGGGUGUUGAGGCGUACACGAAUGAAGUAGAUGGAUUUGAUCUGAGCGCCUUCAACAAAUAUAGAUGGGACAGCUCGUACGAGGCGACGUACAUGAGAGAUCAACCGUAUCGAGUAUUAACGAAACCAAAACGUGUUUUCGAGUUCUUCUUCGAUGACUCGCAACGGAGUAAAGGCAGGGAAACGGUGCUCAAGGUGGAGACCAUCGCGCACGGUUAUUUGAACGCCGUCAUGUUCUGGUUUGAUUUGCAUAUGGACGAGGAAGAGACCAUCACGACGGCACCACCGGGCAUCGAUAAGGGCGGGGUCAUAGUAGACGCUAGCAUUCUUGGCGAUGUCGACGGGGAGCGCGCAAAAAAAGUGAUGAGUGAAUCCUUGCGCCGAGUGCGCGCAAAUCUUGCGUCGAAUCCACGAAGUAAAGAUUUCGAACACAAGGAAAGGAGCGAUCCAUCGAUGACGACUGUUGAGCGCUCAGAUGCAGUUCGCCAGGUUUCUAUCACAAACGAUUCGAGCUCAUUCGAUAACAGCGAAGAGGAGCGCGUCGAACACUAUUGGGGACAAGCUUUGCAAUAUCUCGAGCGCGGCGUUCAGGUUCGAGCGGGCAAAAAGAUUGCCCUGCUGGCCAAGCGCCAGAACAGUAGCGUUCACUUCAGUCUGAAGGAAGGCGUUGGAAGCUGGGUGGGAAAACCGCCAUGGAAAAUCGAAUGGGGUGGCGGUGCUUCUGUGGAAAGCCCACAUUUUCAGCGCGUGCAUUACUGUCAGCUGCUUGUUAAUGAUUUUUUGAUGCGUUUGCGCUCCAAACGUUUCGCUCCGAUAGAGAAAGACAUGAAGAUGAUUCUCGCGCACUGCGGCAACCUGUUUCUAGAACCACGCAGUCUUACAGACGUCUACCACAACCUGGUGAUGCUGGAAGUGUAUUUCGACUGGGAUGACUUUUCGCCGGGCGCGAAGGUCGAAUCGAUGAGCAAACAAUAUUUACGUUUGUGCUGA